CGGUUGCCAAGAAGUGACCAACUCAAUCACCGCAAGCAUGAAGUGGUCCUUCCUCGGGUUGGUGGCCAGCACGGCGGCAGCGUCACUUGUCACUGCGUCGGAGCCUCGCUGUUUCCCGAAGGAUUUCAUGUUUGGCACGGCUACUGCUGCAUACCAAGUGGAGGGUGCGUAUAACGAAGGUGGGCGCACUCCUAGCAUUUGGGAUGAAUUCUGCCGAGAGCAGCCCGGCAUGCUAUGCGCCAACGUGGCCGACGAUUUCUACCACCGGUACCCGGAUGACUUGAAUCUCAUGCAGGACGUGGGGCUCCAGUCUCUGCGCUUUUCUAUUUCGUGGUCACGUGCAAUGACUUGGGAUCCAGAGACUCGCCAUAUGCGUCCCAACCCAGAAGGUAUCGCCUUCUACCAUGCUUUAAUCGAUGCCAUGAACGCCAGGGGUAUCGUCCCGAUCCUGACGAUCUACCACUGGGACCUGCCGUCCUCGUUAAUGCACGAGCUCACUCCAAACGGCUGGCUAAGCCCCGAGAUCGUGGAACACUACGUCGAGUACGCUACUCUCAUGUUUCAGGAAUACGGCCAUAAGGUCGACUACUGGACGACGUUCAACGAGCCGCUUGCGUUUGUCGGCUAUAGCUAUGGAACUGGAAUGUUUGCUCCUGGAUACAAAGGCUCACCUACUGAAGCCUACACAGUCUCACGCAACGUUCUCGUUGCCCACGCGAAGGCUGUCCAGAAGUUCCGUGGGUUUAAAACGAACCAUAUCGUGGGCGACAAGGCUCGCAUCGGCAUUGUGCUAGUAUCUGCGUACUUCUACCCCCUCGAUCCAAACAAUGCUCGUGAUGUAGCGGCUGCAAAGCGUGCUCUUGACUUCGACUUCGGUUGGUUCCUCGAACCGAUCAUUACCGGUGACUACCCUGCGGUCAUGCGUGAGCGUGCUGGAGACCGUCUCCCCAAGUUCACUGAGGAAGAGUCUGCUCUGCUCAAGGGUUCGUACGAUAUCCUAAUGAUGAAUCAUUAUUAUUCAAAGGUGGUCACGGACUGCGACUCCGAGGCGUCGGUGACGCCAUGUUCGUCGCUUACUGCUGGCUGGGAAGCUGACAAGGGAGUCGAUGAAGACCACAUGAUGCCAGGGACAAUGCAGCCUCGUCCGGACAAGUUCGGUAACAACUACUGCGGUCGCUACACGGGCUACCCACCUGGAUACCUUGACAUGAUCCGCUACUUGCAUUCGCAUGACCCGACCGUCGACAUCCUGUUGACGGAGAACGGAUGGUGCGGAAAUGAGGAAGUGGAGAAUUGGGACCAACUCCGUUACUACAAGUUGUUUGUGGAGCAGGUGCACAAGGCUGUCGUGGAGGAGAAAAUCCCCGUCGUAGGCUACACGGCGUGGUCGUUCUUGGACAACUACGAGUGGGGCUCGUACGGCCCGCGAUUCGGACUCUACUAUGUCAACUUUACUGAGAAAACUGGUUCGCCAAAUUUCGAGAAGCCAAAAUCAACGGAUUUGGAGCGUAUUCCUCGCCCUGCAGCUAAGUGGUUCCACAAGGUCGCCACUACCAAGUGUAUGGACGGCUGGGAUGAACUCGAGCUUGCUGCGGACAGCUCCAUUGCCCACUCGGCAGAACACCUCGGCUUCUCAGUUGCCUUCAUUGCCGUCGUAGCUGUGGCGCUUGCUGCUGCUGUGGUCACGUUCAAGCGCCGUCUUGGAUACCAACGCCUAACUCACACUUCUUCCAACUAAACUGGGUCUGUAGAUCUUUGUGUAUUUUUCACGCUUAAAGUAUUUUUCGAAUCGAUUCGUUGGAGUUCGUAAUUUCGGUAGUAUAAAAGAUUACUACGAAGUACAAUUUUUUUUUU
Molecule: messenger RNA, 1854 nt
Organism: Phytophthora nicotianae INRA-310
Lineage: Eukaryota; Oomycota; Peronosporomycetes; Peronosporales; Peronosporaceae
Exons: 1
Coding region: 38-1738 (566 amino acids)
Biological process (GO): carbohydrate metabolic process
Molecular function (GO): beta-glucosidase activity
Source: RefSeq, a predicted model, not a curated record